GUUCGUCCUUUCUUGUCACGUCAAAUAGCAACGGAAACGAAUCUGAAAACGUUUCAAGAUAAGAACAACCCAAUUGGAAAUAUCACAACAUCAUCAUUAUCGCAUGCGAAUCAUAAGAACCUUGAACGGUAGAAGAAAUUCGUGCGAUUCUUUGGAUCUAAUUUUCAAGAACAUAGUACAGGAUUACAAGGCAUCGACGCUUUCCGGCGCAUCACUAUUCGGCCUCUGUCGCAAGCAUCACUUUACUUUUUUGCCUGGAGAAUAAACAAACAAUUCCCAUUGUUACCACAACAUUAUUUUCGUUAUCAUAUCUCACGCCUCAAAUCAUUCAAACAUAUACCUCAAAACUGCAUCUAACAAAAGAUGUUAUUACCAUCGGCCUUCGCCUGUGGCGACUCUUCGCAACCACAUUCACAACAGUCUCGAAAUCGCAAUCUCCUAUUCGCAUCACCACCUCUUUCACCUACCCUUUCACCAUCUUCUACACCUACCAUCAGCAAUCUGUUCCAAUCAUGUCGCGCUUUACAAUCUAUGCUCACAACUCCAACACAAUUACCUUCGCCACCCACAGUUCACGCAGAUUUUCCUUCAUCGCUUCCUACAAUUAGCAACUCGCCUACAAAGCUAAGAUUGCGCAUACCGUCCACAGCAAAGAAAAUCGGCCCAGAAGCCGCAGAUAGGAAACGUAUUACGAAGCGAGCACAAAGAGAAGCUCCACGAGGAAUUAGUAAGAGGAGGAGAGCGAUGGAUGAUGAUAUCAUUUGUGAGGAUAUGGGUGAUAUUUCGGAACAGGAACAUGAGAAUGCAGGAUCCCAAGCUCCCAGUACACCGAAACGUAGGCGGAGAAUCGCACCAGAGGUGUUACCUUUGGGCUUGGAGAGGAGUGAUUUCCAUACUCUUCGCUUGGCCGAAAUGGAGAAACCUAAUGAUGGGAGCGCUUUUAUCUUUAGUGCGGGGGAAAGUUCACAGCGUGUUGAGAGUGGAGCACAGGAAUACAAGGAGGGGGAAAAAGAUGGAGAGGAUUGGUCAACGGAGGAGGAUAGAAUGUUAGUAGAGUUAGUAUUGGAAAAGCUCAAGUUGAGUAAAAGUGAUUGGCAAGAUUGCGCGAGGAGCCUAGGGAAGGAUAGAGGGAGUGUAGGAAAGAGAUGGAAGAGUCUAAUGGGUGCUGGGGAAGUGGGAUUGAAGGGAAGGAGAAAGACAAGGUCGAAUUUACAUUCUACUUGGAGAUGAAUUUCUUCUAGACGUAAAUUUUGGGCAGUUGGGUUUAUUCACCUACAAGCUUUCAUUUAAGCUAUUUUUGGGAAAAUACUUCAUAAUACAGGUAGGUGUACAGGGGUUUAGGAAAAUUAGCGGCUUGCAAUAGCAAUGGCAAUGGAAUUAUUUUUGUAUCUAAUAUCUACGAACCCGUAAGAUUUGGACAGAGAAUUAUUUUGAUAAUGGGAUUCACAUCAUAGUUCUUAGGAAUUGAAAUGGAUGUUGGCUUGUGUGGAAUUGGCUGUUAUAAAGACCAAAUAAUCGUCGU
Sclerotinia trifoliorum is the source of this 1522-nucleotide messenger RNA. Lineage: Eukaryota; Fungi; Ascomycota; Leotiomycetes; Helotiales; Sclerotiniaceae. The record is from the annotation of a GenBank genome assembly.